AUGGUGUCCUCCCGCAUCCUUCUCCUCGCCGCCAUCCUCCUGGCCGUGGCUUCUGUCCGGGCAAGUGGCCAGGACCUGCCGCCUCCACCGGCAACGGCUCCAGCACCAUCCGCCUGUGGAGGCGAUCAUUGCUCGUUGAACGACGUAGUCAAGCUCGACGUGUGCGUCGACCUCCAGCUGGGAAGGAUGGGCCUGGCCAACAAAGACCGAUGCUGUCGGCAGAUACGUGGGAUGCCGAACGCCGCCGACUGUUUGAGCGUUGCCUUCAGCCGGGCAUAUCUCCGUGUUAGCGCAAACAUCGUCGACGGAGUCAGUGCCGUGCUCACUGCCUGCGGCAUGGCUGGCGUCUUCGACCUCGCUUGUAUCAUCGGACAUUGA
Aegilops tauschii subsp. strangulata is the source of this 378-nucleotide messenger RNA. Lineage: Eukaryota; Viridiplantae; Streptophyta; Magnoliopsida; Poales; Poaceae. The record is from RefSeq and is a predicted model, not a curated record.